Molecule: messenger RNA, 4883 nt
Organism: Bombus pyrosoma
Lineage: Eukaryota; Metazoa; Arthropoda; Insecta; Hymenoptera; Apidae
Product: orexin receptor type 2-like
Exons: 7
Coding region: 3018-4340 (440 amino acids)
Biological process (GO): feeding behavior; G protein-coupled receptor signaling pathway
Cellular component (GO): membrane
Molecular function (GO): orexin receptor activity; neuropeptide Y receptor activity
Source: RefSeq, a predicted model, not a curated record
CGAAGACCAUUUCCGAUCAAAGUCGUCGUAAAGUUGUAUUUGGCCGUAAAAUCAAGAUUGCAAUUUAAUUUUACCUGGUAGAAUUUAUUGACAAAAAUAGAUACACACGUAACGCUGCUACAGAGCGGUUAAACAGUAGAAAAAGGAUUGAAAUACCCAGAAAUUCCAGCACAUCCAACGACUAUACGUUGUUUAUUUAACGAAAAGAAAAUAUGAACGUUGCAAACGUUUACCACUUAACGUAACUGGAGGCACCGAUAUAGGAUUGCUCAUUUCAGCUAUACUUUUAUAAUUGUCUUCCUUUAAUAACAGGCCACUCUGUCUUUUAAUAAAAAAAAAAAAAGAAAAAUUGCCGAAAGAGUAAGCAUCACCAGGUAUUCAUCAGGCUCGACAUGGGAAAAAUUCAGGACAAAAUGUGACAUCGACUAGUACUAGCGCACCUACGCGCGCUCGUUAAAACGACGUACAUACCUCAGUUUCGCAGAAACCGUCGUCGCGUUCACAUCCCUUUCCCGAACUUGGACCUUUUCUAACAAGUCGACGUGACACACAUCACGCAACAUCUUCGACAAACCCUGUGAUACAUUCUCUUUAUGAGACAGUGGUUUUACAUUGUUAUUAAUGUAAAACUUCGAACAUGCGGUGUUUUACCAUCUUAUCCAGAUAGUUGCAAAAUUCUGUGAAAAUUAGUCACUCGAAUAUGUAGAAUAUUUACUAGCAGAAAUUUGCAUUAAACAACGAUGAAUACUAAUUUUCGUAUAAAAAACAAUAGUCCGAUAAACGAAUGCGGUGUGUAAAAACAAGUGACUGUGAUAUGAUUUUGAAUAAAAUUGCGGAUAUAGUGACGAUGACGCAUAUGUUUCAAUGCCAAGUAAUAAGUAAGAAAUAGGCGAUCGUGAAUUAAAAGGAAUCAUAAAAAUUGAAUAACAAAUACGCGAAGUAACGUUGCAUGCGCUGCAUUUAAGAGUUUACAGAAAAUACUCGGGUCUUGCAAACCUCGUUGAAUACCGUGAAAUGAAUAGUUGGUUGGACUAAUAUGAGAACAAAGGGAAAAUUUUGAUGAUUGUAGAAUUCUUUUUCUCUUUUUAGACUUUCGACGAAGUUUGUGCACGCGAUAUUAUCUGCGAACUGACCCCUUUAGUUUCGUCUGAGGACUACAGAGAAAAAACAUGCUGGAACGAAGUCGGAAACAUCGUGUCGAAUGCCGUGUUAAAAAUAUUUCGAACGUCUAUCACUUUUCCACAAGUUCACACUACGGUGACAUUCGAAUCUUGUAGGAAACAAACAUAGUAAUACCGUAUAUCCUGAGAAUUUGAAAUUAAAAGAAAUCGAUGGAAAAGUGAACAGUAAUUAGUGGAUUAUAAUAAGUGGACAAUUCGCAUAAUUUUUGUCCCACGAACAUCAUGAAACUGAAUUCUAUUAAUGCUAAACCACGAGCCGCAUAAUAAACGGUGCUAGAAUGGUUUUGACACCUUUCUGAUUAAUUGGCAUGUUGGUUGUCACUGCCGAUUCCGACGCGCCAGAAAAACGUGGUAGAAAAACCCGUAAGAUUGGUAGCAUAAUCGAGUGAUUCUUUUUCUCUCAAACGUCGUGCGUCUCGGAGGGAAAUCAGAAAUCUAAAAAAUUUUUGUCGGGAAGUUUUCACGGCGAACUAACAGAAUUUCGAGUUUGUAUUGAGAAUCUGAAACGCGAAUACGAUGCUUUUAGCGCUUUUAACCGAAAUUUAUUAGCGAAGGCUAAUGAUUUUUCGAGCGGAACGACGAUACGAUCAAUUAAUAGACACCGUACAAUUGCGUUACAAUCUCCGUACUAUAAACUGCACCAUGGUGUCGUAACGCCACAGUAACUUCUACUCAAGUACAAUUAAAAUUUCGAUUAAAUUAUAGUUUCCGAGCGAUGCUUCGUUAAACUUAACAGCAAUGUUCAUUUUACUUGUGGAGAGCACGAUCCAGAAGAUUUUCUCUAUUUAACCGCGGAUCGAUAUCGUUUACCGUUUCGCGAAUAGCCACGAUAAAUCUCUAUGCUGAUCGAAAAUCAACAUGAUCGAUUCGUCGUUGACUUCUGUAUUAACUUUUACGAGAAAAAUUCCUUUCGCUACUUUCGAACAAUUUCAUCGCUAUUCUGUAAUUAAAUUUAAUCUCGAACUUUGUCUCUGGAGUUUGGUCAGACGUUAGAAGUAAAAUCGAAAAAAGGAGGGAAAUCGUGGGACAAUACUUUCGUUCGAACGAGAUAAAACGCAUCUCACCGAGGUACUUCUCGAUUUUCCAAUUCUCGCGGACAGUACUUUUUUUUUCACGAAAGAAUAAGGCAAAAACUUACCAUGGUAUCGACUCGACAGCAAAUUUAUCGUCUAUCCGCAGACUGGAAAAUCUGGUAGAAGAGGAGAAAAAGGAGAGGACCGAAGCAGGGUGAACUCAAGAAUCAUUUUCUAUUUGUCGAGCCAUUAGUCGAAAGAAAUUCAUUAGACGAUUCGAUGCUUGGGAAAUCGGAACACGUGACGGCCAAAACUUUCUUCGUUAGUCCUGGUUUUUAUUUUGGUGCUAAAGAAGUCUCUUUCCUACAGUAGAAACAGAGGAAGAAGAACGAUCCACUCAGUAAUCUAUUUAAACCAUUCUACCAAGAAUCAAGUGUUCUGGUGGUUUGCGAUAUUAAUUCCAUGAAAGCAGGCGCAUCAAUGAUCAAUGUUAGCAGAUGACACUGAUAAAAAAAUAGAACAAGGAGAGUCGUCUUUAAUAUCAUGGAAAUCGGAGACAAGUAAAUGUCACUCGGUCACAAAAGAGGAAACGAGGCGAAUCGAGCCGAAGCGACAACUUUUCCGCCGUGUAUUUUUCCCUUUUCUUCAUCCCUGAACGCUAAACGUUUAUUGAAGAAACGUCGAACUUGAGAACGUUCGAAAUGGAGACUGAAAACAGCAGUAAUCUAUAAAAAAGGAAGUUGUUUGCUAAACUCUCCCUAGGAGGGUUCGUGCUUUUCGAUAUCAAUAACGUAUAAGGGAUCCUUAACAGAGAAAAAGAAAGAUGCAUCCUCUUGAGUUAGUGAUCGUGGGAUGGCUGGCAUUGGUGAUAUCCACGUUGGUCGAUGCCAUCGAUUAUUUGGACGACUACUCAGCGAUGGAUUACACCGACGAAUCGGACAUCGAUUACAAUGCCACGAAUUGCACCAAUAGUUAUUGUAUCUCAAACGAAGAGUACGUGGAUCGUAUGAUAAAUUAUAUAUUCCCCAAGUUUUGGGACUGGGUGUUGAUCGCGUCGCAUAGCGUUGUUUUCGUGGUCGGCCUAGUUGGGAAUGCGCUAGUUUGUAUCGCGGUUUACAGGAACCAUUCUAUGAGAACGGUGACAAAUUAUUUUAUUGUCAACUUAGCUGUGGCCGAUUUCCUAGUUUUAUUGCUUUGUCUUCCGUUCACCGUACUGUGGGACAUCACCGAGACCUGGUUUCUAGGUUUGACCUUGUGCAAAGCCGUGCCAUAUCUCCAGACAGUGUCCGUGACCGUGAGCAUAUUGACCCUAACUUUUAUAUCGAUAGAUCGAUGGUACGCUAUAUGCUUUCCCCUGAGAUUUAAGUCUACCACUGGACGAGCAAAAAGUGCGAUCAUCGGAAUUUGGGCGAUAGCCCUUCUAUUUGAUAUUCCAGAUCUCGUGGUGUUGCAUACCGUCCCACCCACGCACAUCAAAAUAAAGACCGUUUUAUUCACGCAAUGCGACAUAUCCUGGAGUCAAAGGAGCCAGGUCGCCUUUACUAUCGUCAAACUAAUUUUCCUUUAUACCGGACCUUUGAUCUUCAUGAGCGUAGCCUAUUGGCAGAUUGUAAAAGUCCUUUGGAGGAGCAACAUUCCAGGACAUAAUUUACCGUCACGAGCAUCCCAGAUGAGCCAGAUUCCAUCGACCGGUGGCGGAAAUCCGGAAGUGCAGCUGAGAUCUCGACGAAAGGCGGCAAAAAUGUUAGUCACAGUGGUCAUCACAUUUGCGAUUUGCUAUUUCCCUGUGCACCUACUCUCCGUUUUAAGGUAUACCACCACAUUACCAUCCAAUAAAUGGAUAAACGCCAUCAGCUUAAUCGCGCAUGGCCUAUGCUAUUUCAAUAGUGCAGUUAAUCCUCUGAUCUACAACUUCAUGAGCGGGAAAUUUCGGAAGGCGUUUAGGCGUACAUUUCGCUGUGCUCGAGAGAAUGGUUCUCGAAUACAGCGUGGAUAUCUUGCGAGCACAUCUAAUUUCCCACGAAUAAAAUCUCGGACCACGACGAUACGAACGACGUUUAAAAAUAACAAUAACCUUCAACGAAAUACCGAAAUUAUACCUCUCAGUGCUAUAACCACUAUUCAGCAGAAUGAAAAGCACGAUUGAUUGGAUGCAUAUACACCAAUAAUAUGACUAUCAGACGCGCAGUAAGAUUCACAAGUAAUUUAUUUACAUGUAAUUUGAAUUUUAAUACUAAUGUAGAAUAUAAAGUGUUAGAUAAAUAUAACAAAAACAUUAUGUUCCACUCGGUAGUAUUUUAAAUAAUAAAAAAUACUUGUGAAAACGAUUAUAUUUAGUUCCCAAAUUCAUAAAAAUUGGUAGACACUAUAAGUUCCAUUGAAAAAUGGAAUCAUCUAAUAUAACGAAACAUUGAAUAUUAUGGAAUUAAUAUGUAAAAUGUACUUACAAUAUUAAGAAUUACCACAUAGAAGCUCGAUGUUUAUUCUCGCAGAGCGUAAAUUAUAACAUAGGCACAUAUGAAUUUGUAAAUCAUUCUUCAUAAUAGAAUGAUCGUAUUUAGAACUAUUAUAUUGUAUGUAAUCUUCAGACGAUACGUAAAGUUCGCUGACAAAAUUGUAUGUAAAAACUUUAAUAAGAUAUAAAUAAUAUAUACUAUCGCUAUGUCAUAAAUAUAUGAUGUAAAUCUUA